AUGACAGUCACAGUGGUAUAUGAUAACUCUGAGGCAACAGAGCUCUGUGCGGCUCAGCACCUCUACCUCAAGCCCAUAGCAAAAUUGAUGAUCAGUGUAUUGCUCCCAGAAAGUAUGGAUCCUGUGAGGCCCUUCUCUAACUGGGAAGUUCUUGACCAGCUAAAGAGCCUCAUUUGCCCUGACCAGUUCACCACAGUUCGGCUCUCCAAGAGUACAAAAGACUUUAUCCGAUUUGAGGGUGAGGCUGAAACCAGAAGUUUGGUUCAAAUCUUAAAGGCAAAGUUACAUGGAAAGAUCAUCAAGCUAAAUGGUUUGAAAACAGACUUAAAAGUAGUGGCUACAGAUGCCUUGGGAGAGUGGGAACACUUCCCCAGGGAAAAAGAAGCUUCACUGAGUGAUGGGGCUGAAGAGCAGGACCAUGAUAAGAGCCCAGAUUCCAUAUAUUUUGAAGGCUUGCCCUGUAAAUGGUUUGCACCAAAAGGUUCCAGUGGGGAGAAGCCAUGUGAAGAGAUUGUUCGGGUAGUCUUUGAAAGUUUCGGGAAGAUCAAGAAUGUGGAUAUCCCUAUGCUUGACCCCUACAGAGAAGUGAUGACUGGUGGGAGCUUUGGGGGGUUUAGCUUUGGCUUGCAGACAUUUGAGGCCUUUAUACAGUACCAGGAGUCAACGGACUUUAUUAAAGCCAUGGAGUCCCUUCGAGGGAUGAAGCUGAUGCUUAAAGGCGAUGAUGGGAAAGCUCUGGCAUGUAACAUUAAGGUUAUGUUUGAUACAACCAAACACUUCAGUGAAGGAGCUGUAAAGAGGAGAAAUCAGGAAAGGCUAAAAUUACAAGAACUGGAGGAAGAAAGGAAAAAAGAAAAGAGAAGAGAAGAGGAGGUGGCUGAAAGAAAAAGAAAAGAUGAGGAGAGGAGAGCCCACGAAAAGAGGAAGAAGGCCAGGACCAGGAGGCGAGCCCUGAAGGAGAGGGACAGCCACAGGUCAAGGAAGCAGAAGGUGAAGGCCAAAGCUGAGGCACCUGAGGAGCCAGACUCUCCAGAAGAAUGGCAGGAGAGGAAGCACCUGCUGGCUCAGAGGAGAGUUGAGGCCCUUCGAUUGCUACGGGUACUCCUGAGGAAAAUCUCGGGAUCUACACAAUUUAACCCACAGGAGGUUGACAUUACAGGACCCGAAGCUAUUUAUACUCCAGGGAACACAUUGGAAAUUCUGGAGGAAGAAGAAUUCAACACUCAGCAUCUUCCAAAUCAAGAAGAAAUGCCAAAAUAUCAGGUUGCCAAGUCAGAUAAUAAACAAACACAAAAAAUAAAGAAACGAAAUAGGGCUCGCUUACGUCAAUUUUCUCACUGCCUUCGGGGAAAAAAGUUAAGAUACUCAACUAGAAAAGAGAGGACUGCAAAAUUAUUAACUGAUGGAUACAGAUUGGUCUCUGGCCAGAAUUCCUUGAAAACUACAAUGAUCCAAGGUCAGUCUCUUGAAAAAGAAGACCACCACAGUUCUAAUAAAUCCUAUUCUUCAAGAUUCUCUGAGAGAGACCAUGGCAGGAAAGAGAAGAUCUAUGAAACAGAUGAAUUUAUUAACUAUAUAUUAAACUAUUAUCAGACUCCAAAAUAUGCCCGGAUCUGUCUACAACCAAGUCACACAACAAGCACAUAUCAGUGGCACAGGGACGUUCAUGCUAAGGGAAAUGGAUUUGAGAUCAAUUUGAGAAAACGCAUGCCUGACUCAAUCAUUUGGAGUCAAAUCGAAAACAUUGAAAGGAGAGAACAGGUUCAGGAAGAUGAUUACUGCUCAAAGGUAUGUACUCAGGAUCCUCAGGAUAAACCACAAAACAGGGGGAAAGUGGAUUAUACCAAAGAGUGCUCUAAGAGAUUUAAAAAUGAUUGCAAGGAUACAGCCAGUGAGACUGGUGAUCAGCUGUCCCCAACUGAUGGUAAAAGCCAUCUCUUAGAUGACCAGGUCCAAGAUUCCAAAUCCCAAAGGAAAAGUCAAGAUUCUUCCCCCUCCAGCUCAGUAGGCUUAGAUGUGCAUUUGACAGAUUUCUUAGAGGAAAUUAGUAGUGAUUCUGAAUGCUUCAGUGAAACUCUUAGCAUAAACGAACAGGAGAAACAGAAAUCUGUGACCACAUAUCAUGGUUCUCCUGAAAAAGGAAAUCUUGAUGCAGAUGAAAUCAUUACCUGUGAAAGAAAAACUAGGUCAAGUCAGCAGACUUCAUAUUCAGAGUGGAAACGUGAUGGUGAGGAAAAAUACUCCAAAUACAAGCUUAAGACACCAGGCAAGAGGUCUAGGAAUGAACCGAGAUGUUCAUGGCUUGAGGAUGAAAGCAAUUCCGUUAAUGAUGAGAAGAACAGCAGCAAAAAGAGGAGAAAAAUGGCCCCCAACUACUUGUUUGAUGAAGGCUACUACCAUGAGUCCAGUUCCAGUGAUCAAUUAGAGGACAACACAAAGAAGAGGAGGGUUAGUAGGAGUGCACUGGACCAGAAUUUGAACUAUAGAACCUCACAUGUGCCAAUAACAUCAAAAAGUGCUAAUGCUUUCUAUUUGGGAUAUUUUCCCAAAAGAAGAAUGAGUCCUUGGAAGGCAGACUAUAACCAGGAUGCAAGAAGGCUUAAAAGACAUGAGAAUUCUAAAGAUCUCAUAUUCAGUUCUGAUAAUCAUCAUGUUAGACAUAAUAGUCAGGAGCACAUUGACUAUGGAAGCUAUUUAGCAAACAACUACACUAGUUCUUUAUAUUUUCAAAUGUUCUGA
Messenger RNA from Marmota flaviventris (yellow-bellied marmot), 2739 nucleotides. RefSeq names its product A-kinase anchor protein 17B. The record is from RefSeq and is a predicted model, not a curated record. Lineage: Eukaryota; Metazoa; Chordata; Mammalia; Rodentia; Sciuridae. Gene Ontology annotation, molecular function: RNA binding.